This is a messenger RNA of Solanum dulcamara, 9631 nucleotides long. RefSeq names its product pentatricopeptide repeat-containing protein At5g39710. NCBI's taxonomy places the organism in Eukaryota, Viridiplantae, Streptophyta, Magnoliopsida, Solanales, Solanaceae. Bases 117 to 2420 code for a protein of 767 amino acids. Gene Ontology annotation, molecular function: protein binding. The transcript has 7 exons. The record is from RefSeq and is a predicted model, not a curated record.
AUAGUUACUAUAAGUUCUCUCUACUUUUAGAUAAAUACAGCAGUGAAGUCAUAUGCUGAAUUCCUUUAGUAACUAGUAUCAUAGUUGCCGUAGCUCCGGUUGUAGCACUUUCCGACAUGCUACUUGUUAAACCCUACCGGAGGGCCCUCCAUAGCUCAACUCGGCAAGUCCAAUCCGAAACCGUAGACUCACCAUCUCCUUCCUCCAUCAUCCUUUUUGUCGACAGGGCUGUAUCCAUUCUUAAAGGUCACGACCCAAUUUCCUUGAACUCCAUUUCUUCCCAAUUCACUCCUCAAUAUGCUUCUUCCGUGCUUUUCCAAUGCCAAUUCGAUAAACCCCUUGCUCUAAGAUUCAUCAACUGGGCACGCAACCGCCAAUUCUUCAACCUUAAUUGCAAGUGCAUUUCCAUUCAUAUUCUCACUCGUUUCAAGCUCUACAAGACUGCCCAAUCCAUUGCGGAGGAUGUCGCUUUGAAAUUCGGCGAUAACAAGGGUGAGUCGGUCUUUUCCUGUCUCAGGGACACUUACCAUUCUUGCAAGUCAAGCUCUGCUGUGUUCGACUUGAUGGUAAAAUCCUAUUCUCAUUUGAAAAUGAUUGACAGAGCUAUUAAUGUCUUCGAAUUAGCUAAGUCUAAUGGGUUUAUGCUCACUGUGUUGUCCUAUAAUUCCAUUCUUGAUGCAUUGAUCAGGGUAUCAUGUAAUGGGUCUUUUGAAUUAGCUCAAAAGUUUUAUGAUGAUAUGGUUAAAUCUGGGGUUUCACCUAAUGUGUAUACUUAUAAUAUUAUGAUCCGAGGGCUUUGUGCAAAAGGGGAUCUUCAAAAGGGUUUAGUUGUUUUCAAUGAAAUGGAAAAAAGUGGCUGCUUGCGGAAUGUUGUAACCUAUAACACCAUAAUAGGUGGUUAUUGUAAGACAGGUAAGGUUGAUGAGGCAGUCGAAUUGUUGAAACUAAUGCAAGUGAGGUACUUGGAACCAAGUGUGGUCACAUAUAAUGCUAUUAUUAAUGGGUUGUGUCUAGAAGGAAGGAUGAAAGAGACGAGUGAGAUUUUGGAAGAGAUGAGGGGAAAGGGAUUAAUGCCUGACGAGGUGACAUAUAACACACUGGUAAAUGGCUAUUGUAGAGAGGGUAAUUUCCACCAAGCACUUGUUUUGCACUCGGAAAUGUUAAGGAAUGGUUUGUCUCCAGAUGUUGUGACUUAUACUUCUUUGAUUAAUAGCAUGUGCAAGACCGGAAAUUUGCACCGCGCUAUGGAAUUCUUCGAUCAAUUGCGUGCUAGGGGAUUAUAUCCCAACGAUAGAACUUACACAACAUUGAUUGUUGGCUUUUCUCAGCAGGGUCUUAUGAAUGAGGCUUAUAAGCUUUUGAAUGAAAUGAUUUCAAAUGGCUUUUCCCCUUCAAUUGUAACUUACAAUACUUUAAUUUAUGGGCAUUGUGCAGUGGGCAGGAUGGAGGGUGCUUUACGUUUGACUCAAGAGAUGGAACAGAGAAGGGUGGUCCCAGAUGUUGUAACUUAUAGUAUAAUUGUAUCUGGGUUUUGUAGAAACCGUGAAUUGGAAAGAGCAUUCUGUGUUAAGCAGCAGAUGGUUGAAAAAGGGGUUUUACCUGAUGUUAUUACUUAUUCAUCCCUAAUUCAAGGUCUUUGUGAGCAGCAAUGCCUGACUGAAGCUUGUGAACUUUUCCAAGAGAUGUUGAGAGUAGGUCUGCAACCAGAUAAGUUUACAUAUACUACACUUAUUGGUGCAUACUGUGCAAAUGGGGAUAUUAAGGGUGCUUUUCACCUGCAUAACAAAAUGAUCUAUAAGGGUUUCUUUCCUGAUGUCGUCACUUACAAUGUCCUAAUCAAUGGGCUUAGGAAACAAGCUCGCACUAGGGAAGCAAAGCGGCUUCUGUUCAAGUUGUUGUACGAGCAAUCAGUGCCAAAUAGUGUCACUUACGACAUGCUGAUAGAAAGUUGCAAAGAUCUUGAAUGUAAGACUGCGGUAGAUCUUAUUAAAGGAUUCUGCAUGAAAGGUUUGUUGAAUGAAGCUGACCAAGUUUUUGAGUUGAUGCUGCAAAAACACAAGAAGCCGAGUGAAGUAGCUUAUAACCUACUUAUACACGGUCAUUCCCGGGGUGGGAAUUUGCAUAGAGCCUUGAAUCUUUACAGAGAAAUGGUUAAUCUUGGAUUUAUUCCUCAUACAGUAAGUAUUAUUGUGCUGAUGAAAGGACUUUUUAAAGAAGGGAUGAGUGAGGAAUUAAAUCAAGUAAUUCAAAGCACAUUGGAAACCUGUAAACUUGCUGAUGGUGAGCUAGCAAAAGUUAUUAUUGAGGUGAACUACAAGGAAGGGAACAUGGAUGCAGUAUUUAGUGCACUUACUGAUAUGGCCAAGGAUGGCCUUCUUCCAAAUAGUGGGAAAACCGCUUUUUGUCACAUGCCACAAUAAAGUACUUGUCUAAAAAUAAUCACACCAACUUUUCCCAUGCAUGAGGUAGAGGGCGUCAAGCAAGCAGGAAACUGGGUUGCAACAAAUUGUUUUCCCCUCCUUUAGGUUUCUCAUGCCAUUGUGAAUGUGGGGAGAGCUAGUUUAUUCAGAUGAGCAACAUUCUUUCGAGCGGUUUAAAUUCCCACUUUGCUUGAAAAUUGUAUAACUUUCCACAUGCUUGAAGUGGUAGGUCGGGUCCAUAUACCAGCAACACAUUCACAAAAAGAUGAACAGACAGUUUUGAAUUCCUCUCAUCUAUAUAAGUAGGGUGCUUAUUUGAAAAGGUGAAACAAGAUGCAGAGAAGGAAGUGAGUUUCAUUCGAAAAAGUGUGAAAACUCCAGAGAAUAGAAGAUUUUAAGGCAAUAGCUCAUGCCACAAAUGAACAUCCUGUAGCACUGCUUGCAGAUGCAGAACACACAAAAAAAACUCUUGAAAAGUGCUAAUACUAUUUACAUGCCUAUCUUAUCUCAAAGGUAUCGAAAUGCUGCUGCUGUUUCUGCAUCCAUACUUCCCAAGCUUUAUGGCAUCAAAUUGAUUUUCAGAGCAAGACGAACUAGGUUAGCAGCAGCACAUUCAAUCUGAUUUGAACUGGAAUCAUUCAGAACCAGAUUUUAUGGGUAAAGAGGGGCCAUGUUUCCAUUGUGGCAUCAAGCAAACUAUUCUUUGGAGAAAUGGGCCACCUGAAAAACCAGUGCUCUGCAAUGCAUGUGGAUCAAGAUGGCGGGUUAGGAGGACACUAGAUGGCUAUAUUCCCAGACAUGCAAACAGAGAAAUACAGAGCUAUCAGUUACAUUCUGAGAUGAAGCCGGCUUGUGAUGACCAAAAGCUAGAAGUUGGAGUAGACGUUUCUGGACAGGAUGGCUCUUCAGCUUGUCUUGAAGAGGAAAUGAAUAACAUAUCAAGCUUAGGUUCAGCAGGGUCAUCUUCAGGCAACUGCAUGCAGAUGGAAGAAAUAAGUGGAGAAGCAGACAAAGAUCCUCUCUGGAAUCCUGACAGUGUCCCUAGAAGAAAGAGAUCAAAGCUUAGACAACACAUUUUGUCCCCUGUUGAAAGACUCCAGAGGCAACUUUAUAACAAUCUACAGGAACCAGACUUUGAAAAUAUCUCUGCCGAUGAUGAAAAUAUUCUAAUUUAUGCAAGGAACAAAUACAUUCCUCCUAAUGAGAUUGGUCUUGGAGCUAAGCUGCUCGUAUCACCAACUACUACUGCAGAACACUCAUCUCUAUCUCCAAUGGCAGAAGAUAACGCCUCUUGCUCCGCGAAUGUUCCUGUAGAAAAAUUCCAAUCUGUAAGUGAAUUUUGAGAUGCAUGCAUAAGGUUCAAGCUGGUAUGUGAAGCCAACUCUUAUUAUCUAGUUAGUGCUAUGUUGGUUAAAAACAAUUUUGGUUGUUCCAACUUUACCGGAUGUCCCCAACGGCAAUGCACAACAACUUGCAUGUUUUGAGACCAUCUAGUUUGCCAAUUCUUCCGUUUUAUUGGAUGGAAUUUCAAUGAAUUAGAUAUGUCUAUUCUGCUUUUUGGGUUCAUAUAAUAUGUCAAUUCUGAUGUCUGUCACCGUGUGCUUACGUGUAAGUUUGUUAGUGUAAAGAAAUGAAUUUUUGGGUCUAACUCAACCCCAAAAGCUAGCUUAUAAGGGAAGGAUCGCAAGUCCAUAUAAGGAUAUAAGGAGUCCAUAAUUCCCUCAUCCUACUGAUGUCGGACUUAACACCCUGCCUCACGCCCGGUACUGGACAUCUGGUGCGUGGACAAUAUAAUAUGGAGCCCAACAUAGGUAAAUCAUAAAUUGGGAUGAGUCUGACUCUGAUACCGUGUAAAGAAAUGAAUCUUGGGCCUAACUCUACGUCUCUACCCCAAAAGCUAGCUUAUGAGGGGAGAAUUGUGCAAGUCUAUAAUUCCCUCAUCCCACCGAUGUGGGACUUAACAAACCCAAUAUCCAUUCUCUACAGAUAGUUUGCCUGGACUCCACAGUAGACUUACAUUGUAACGUCUCAAAGGACAUUUGACUUACAUAUGCUUGUCAUUACAACUGUAAUGGCUUGCAUUACACUUUGUUUCAGGAUAAACAAUAAUGUACUAGAUCUUUUUUUUCUUGAUAAGGUAAAGGCUUAUUGACUAAGUAUCAAGAAGGUAGCAAAACCAAAACUUACGAAAGACUGUUGGGAAUAUCCAUACAGUCAAUUACAACAUCUCCCUUGCAACUCCAAAAACUCCAUAUAUUGAUCUAUAUUAAUAAUGAAACUACGUUUACACCAACAAAACAAACUAUGUAAAACGCUUGUUUUUAUCUCUAGAAUUAUGGUCUUUUUGCCCAUCAAAACAAACUUUAUUUCUUUUUAGCCAUAUAGUCCAGAAUAUGCACAAAGGUAUAGUUCUCUAGAUUUGCUUCAAAGUUUUAUGUGUUCUCUGCUGCUGCCAACUCUGUAAUAAUUCCUUCACAUUCUGAGGCAUGAUCCAAUAGAACCCACAAAUACUGAAGAAAAAUUCUCAACAUUGUCUAGCUAUUUUGCAAUGCAUAAGAAGGUGAUUCACUGUCUCCAACUCUUCUUCACAUAAGUAGCAUCUAUUACUUAAUACAAAACCCUUUUUCUGAAGAUUAUCCUGAGUAAGGCAAGCUCCCCAUGCUGCAAUCCAACCAAAACAAGCUACCUUUAUAGGAGCUUUAGUUCUCUAAAUCCCUUUCCAUGGCCAACUAAUAUCACAAAAUCUUGUUUGCUUCAUCAGAAGACUAUAACAUUUUUUUACUGAAAAGGUUCCAUCUUUACUAGCUAUCCAUACUAGUGAAUCUCCCUACUCUGAUCAAUGUGGGUAUAAUCCAGUUGGGGGAGUAAUUGACAAAAGCCUUCAAUUUCCCAAUCAUUCAAAUUUCUAGAUCAUAUGGCUAUGCAAAAUGAAACUGUUGGAAAUGAGGGUGGAAAAGCAAAUGCAUGAGAAAAUAGACCCGCUCCACAUUAUAUGGAUACUACAUCAAGGGUAUGUCACUAAAUUGUUCAUUAAAAUGUUGUUUCUAUUGCAUCUUCUUCCGUAUACGGAGAUGGAAUUCUGAUUAUUGAAGAAAUAGGUAUGUCAGCUUUAGGAUAAGGUAUGCUCAACCACAAAAAGUUUGAAAACUAAGUCGACCACAAAGUCUAUUUGAUCUCCUUUUAAGUUAUAACGACAAGUCGAUAAUAUUUACAAUAAAGAGAAGCUAGAGAGCCAUUAAUACAUAAUCCAGGAACAAUUAAGACUCAGUACUGAGUUUGAUAAAUGCCCCCACGUAACAACAUAGGUCCAGGGGCAGAUCUAGAAAGGGUCGCGAGGGGCUUCACCUAAAUCCACUCGGCAAAAAUUACACGGUAUAUAUAAGGUAUUUUUUAUUUAUUUUAUUUAUUUAUAUAUAAAUUUUGAACCUCCUGAACAUAAGAUUAGAGGUCGACUUAGUGGUACGGGGGGUUCAAAAUUCAUCUUGAGGUUUCAAGUUCAAAUCUCAAGCACUACAUUUUUUCCCGAACCCCCUUAGUGAAAAUGUUGGAUCCGCCACGUUACAUGUAAUAACAUUUCAAAAUAGAUUUAUACUUUUAUAUUACUAGGUAGACUUCGAAGUAAUAUGAAGUAGACAUACUAAAAGCAACAAGCAGUGUAAAAUCGAAAAAAUGUAUUCACAACCAUAAAACUUCAAAGAAUGCCAGGAAAUACUAAAACAAAAGAAAAGAGCAAAGAGAGUAAAAUAUAUUACAACUUAGAAAAGGAAAAUGGAACGUGGGAAGAAAUGAGAAUGUUAAAAUCUCUGUCAUUCUUUUGAACUGUGGCAGAGCAAUGUAAAAUUGUAAAUGAUGAUAGCUGAAAAAGGAAACUAUAGGAGUGAUUCUUGGGACUGAAUAAGCAUCUUGGGCUCUGGAGGAUCAUACAACUGAAAAAAGCUACUUUUGGGUUUUUAAAGAAAGAAUAAAUCUUGGGCCUAACUCAACCCCAAAAGUCAGCUUAUGGGUGAGGAUUGUCCAAGUCAUCAAUUACCCCUCCCAUAUCCCAUGUGGAACUCUUAACAGGGUCGUACCUUCGUAUUCUUAGUUUUGUUUGAAACUUAGAAUGCUUAAUCUACAAAGUUGAUUAUUUUGCCAAAGAAGGAAGUAGUAUCGGCAGGAGAUACAAUUUUAUGCCAAAAAAGAAAAAGAAAAAUGGUGGAGCGGUGUACAAGAAGUACGCCUGCUUGUUGUCUUUCGGAUUAGCUUUCCUUCUUUACCAGCAAGCCUAUUUCUGUAUUUUUGCUUCAAGGGCAUGCUUGUGACAUUACAACUGUACCUCCAGAGUAGACGAUAUUGAGAGUAGCUAAUGGACAUGUACUUUCACUAAUAUUGUUGUUUCGCACACCAUAUAAAAUUCCUUUACUUGUCAAAAUAAUCAUUAUUAGCAUUAGCAGCAAACAUAUGAUUUUGAAAACACAAUCUUGAGAAAAUUUUGAAGAGGUCAAGGAAGAAUUAGUAUUUAAUUGUCUUACCUAGUUUGCUCCCUAAUCCUGAAAGAAGUCCCUCCUACAUUUAGGAAUCUGUUCACAAUAUUAGUACAAACAAAAAAAAUCAGUAUUUGAAGUCCCUCUGAGCCAACAAGGAUCAGGAACAUUAGACAUUUAUAUACUACUACCUUAAUUCCUAUUUAAAUGUAAUUUAAGCUUUUGGCAUAAACAUUAAGAAAACCAUUUAAUAACAAUAAUAAUAAGGGUUAUUUGACUAAGUUAACCUUUAUAUCUCCUCAAGUUACUCCCACCGCCCCAUAUUAGUGGUCCACCUUUCUAUAAAUAGUUGUCCCAAAUUACUUGUCAAUUUACAAAACGAAGACAAAAUUAAUUUAAAAUGUUCCAUUUUACCCCUACAAUUAAUAUUUUUUGAAAGCCUAAACGAGUUUAUAAAUUCCAAAAGGUUACCUUUUCAAAGGAGUGGAUAAAGGGUAAAAUAGUAAAACUACACAUCUUAUUUAUGAUUUCUUAAGGGGCGUGUAAAGAGGAAAGUGGACAACUAAUGGGACCGAGGGAGUAUCCAUUAUCUCUCCAUAGAUCAUUUAUUGGAGCAAGGUUUGAUUUGAAUAAGAAAGUAGUUGUUACUAUAAUUUAUGCUCUUCACAAAUGUACUGUUUUUUUUGGGGGGGUGGGUGGGUGGGUGGGAAUGAGGUAAAAAUGUUGACUUUUUAGUUUCCCUUUUGUAAUGUAUGCUCAUUCUUUGUGGCCAAAUAUGUAUGAUUACAGAAAUUAUGGCUAAAUAAAACGGAAGAAUUAUAAAUAAAUGCACAACUGGCAAACUAGAUGGUCUCAAAACACGCAAGUUGUUGUGCGUAGCCGUUGGGGACAUCCGGUAAAGUUGGAACAGCCCAAAUUGUUUUUAACCAACAUUGCGCUAGCUAGGUAAUAAGAGUUGGCUUCACAUACCAGGUUGAACCUUAUGCAUGCAUCUCAAAAUUCACUUACAGACUGGCAUUUUUCUAUAGGAACAUUCACUGAGCGAGAGGCAUUAUCUUCACAGAUGUACUGCUGAUAGUCUUGAGCAUUAUAUAAUGCAAGUUAUCGUAUCUACUUGUGCUGAUGGAGCAUCAGAUACUUAUUGCAGAAAAUUAAAUUUGUUCAAGGUUAGGGAACUCUUCCUGGGCUUAUUUCUAUAUUUUUAUAUUGCGGUAACUUAGGGUGAUAAUUUUGCAAAAUUUAUAUGGGGCAGUUCCAAGUGAAAGAUUUUGUAGUCAGUAAAGUAAGCUUAUUGGAUUUAUCGUCUUCUGACUUUGGCAUUCUAAAUGCUCAGAACAUUUUUAUUGGUCCGUGGCGGGAUGGUUUUGCUGAUAAAGUUGUCAUGUAUCAUGCUCAAUAUUUUUCGUAAUGAAUUUGGUGACUUAGCCUUUUCUUGUUUUAAUUAUAGAUUGAAACUGUGUUUGGGUAUGUUGGUGUUGUUGUAUUGAAACUGUAUCUGGGAUGUUGGUACUACGAUGGGUGAUUUCACAACUUGCAAAAUUGGGUUGACCAGGAUAUUCAGCAGGCUGUAAUAACUUGGGGGGUUGCUAAAUCUAUUGAUUGCAGUUCAUUGAACAAUUAUAUCAUUUAUUAGCUUUGCCUUCGUCAUUAACUCAUUAUUAUACAUCCUCUUUUUUUCAAUAGAUUUUUGUCAUAUUUUUCUUUCAAUCUUGCUUCAAAUACAUUUCUUUUGAGUUGAGUGUCUAUCGGAAACAACCUCUCUAUCCACAAAGGUAGGGGUAAGGUUUGCAUACAUACCGCUCUCCUCAGACCCCACUUGUGGUAUUACACUGGGUAUGUUGUUGAUACAUAUUUAUGGGAUGGUCAAGGACAUGGAUACUUUAAUUGGAUUGUCACAUGUUAAAGGCUUGGAACACUAGCCAUGUGCAUACGGCAUUUUUCAUUUGCAUCAUGCAUGAUGAUGAGGACAAGAUGGCGAUACUUUAAGUCUUGGUCAUAAUGUAAAAUGGGUAUCCUUCGAAUUUCUCUGGUCAUUGGUCAUGAAGUUUGUUAUAUAAGCUGGUGAUUAUUGCUUCUGGAGUAUGUUGGUGCUCAAUGUCAAGCUUGUGAAGCUGAAAAUUUUAGUACAAACUAGAUCAGCCAUCAGUUGCAUUUUCACAAUGGUGUGGCAAGGCUGUACCUGAUUGCUUCAUAGAGUGCAAAAUAGCUGGACGUUGAUUUAUCUGAUCAAACAACAGCGGCCUCUUCUGUUCUUCACUUCUUCAUCCCAACUUCAGCAAGUUCAUUCUCAAAGAAAGCUCUGAAGUUACUUGGAUGGGGCAUACGUCCUUCAAGAUCAUGUUCACGGCCACUUAAGCAGCUCAAGAGCACCUGUUCUUUGGAAAAUCUAGUUGGGGUUAAUUAUUUACUUUAACGAAGCUCUAUUUUAUUGCUAGGCUUCUACUUCCAGGUCAACACACAACUGACGAAAACUCGGUUUUAUAUGGAACCGAUAAUUUUCCCUACUUGUAACAAGCCCUUUGUUAAACCUCCUCCCCUCCCAAAAACCCUCUUCCAAGGAAAUAGAAAACUGAAUAAAUAUUUCACUUUUAUGGAUGAAAUGGUGCAAAGUGGAGAUCAGUUAUUACAAAUGUUGUUUUAGUUAUAUUGUGUAUUUUCCCAGGAGAUGGUUAUAUAUAAGAUAUGAGAUCUUUGUAGUAUCAUUCUAUUCUCUUCAAAUUAUAAUUCAUCGUCGGAGAUCAUUUCCUU